AUGGAUUAUCUUACUUAUUAGCUCUGCUUAAUAUUAACAUUAUUAAUGUUGUUCCUUGUUUUAAUGAUGUUGUUUUCUCGUUCAAAAAGAUUUCGUUCAUUCAUUUAAAAGAUAAAAUCCUAAUUAGAAAGUCUAUUAGAUAAGAUUAUAUUUCCAGCAAGAUCAUGUAAUGAAUAUUAGAACAUCAGCUAAUAAGAUCUUAAAGUCUUUAGUGUAGUUAGAAAAAAUGGUAAAUUUAGUAUAUAUUAACUUUAAAGUGGGAGAAGAGAUUUAGAAUUAGAGGUGCAAUAAUAUAGAAUUGAAUAGGAUCGUUCUUUAUGCUUACCUUAGAAAUGAUUCAUUUGCAAAUACAGAAUACAAUGUCAUCUAUUUUCAUGGAAAUGGAGAGACGAUGUAAGUUAUUUAAUUAAGAAUAUAGAGAUGAAGCAGCAUAUUUUGUAAGAAAUCUUAUGAAAUCUUUAUAAUUUAAUGCAUUUUUAAUAGAAUAUCCAAAAUAUGGCAUUUAUAAAUAUACUGAAACAAGUGCCAAGAUAAUAUUAGAAGAUUCUAUUCUAGCAUAUGAACAUAUCAAAGAUGAAUAUUAGCUAGAUGAAAGUAAAAUAUUUAUUUUUGGAAGGUAUUAAUUUUUAAUAAAAAUAGAUCAAUUGGAACAGGACCAGCUAUACAUGUUGCUUCAUAAAAGAAAUGUAAAGGUUUGAUUAUUAUUUCUGCUUUUAAGUCUUUAAAAUCACUUAUUAGAGAAAUGGUUUUUGGAAUUGGAUACUUGGUUAGUAAAUUCAUGGAUGAAAGAUUUAAUAAUGAAGAGAACAUAAAAAAAAUUCAAUGUCCUGCUUUAUUUAUUCAUGGUGUUGAUGAUACUCUAAUUCCUUCAACUCAUUCAAUUUUCCUUUAAAAAUAGUAAAAUAUUAACUUUAAUUUAGAUUAAAUAAUUAAAAUAAGGAAUCGAGAUUAGAACUAUUUCCUCAUAUGGCUCAUAAUAAUAUUACUGAAUUUAAUUAUGAGAUUUCAGAGAAAAUUUCAUUAAAUUUUAGAGAAUUGAGUAAAGCAAAUGAUUGA
This is a messenger RNA of Paramecium pentaurelia, 1056 nucleotides long. NCBI's taxonomy places the organism in Eukaryota, Ciliophora, Oligohymenophorea, Peniculida, Parameciidae. The record is from the annotation of a GenBank genome assembly.